This is a messenger RNA of Rhagoletis pomonella (apple maggot), 591 nucleotides long. RefSeq lists its product as uncharacterized. Bases 210 to 515 code for a protein of 101 amino acids. Lineage: Eukaryota; Metazoa; Arthropoda; Insecta; Diptera; Tephritidae. The transcript has 2 exons. The record is from RefSeq and is a predicted model, not a curated record.
CACGGUGAUCGUUGCAUCGUCGUCAAUUAGUGAAAUCAGUAACCAAGCUUUUAAAAUAAAGGAAAACCUCCUACUCCGCUAUACAUAUAAUUACUUUCAUUAUUUAGCUACUUUUCCGGCAGCCGCAACAAACGCUGGCCCAAGCCUGCAAAUUGUUGCCAGCAACUGACCCGCUGGCUGCGCACUGGCAUUUGUUCAACUACUCAAAAAUGCACUUUGUAAACAAACCUUUUGGGUGUUGGCCACAUCAAGCGGCUCAUCUGGAUGAAAUGAAAAGGCUGUUAGAUGUAAUGCAGCAACGUGCUCCCGAUGUUGAACAUCAGUUCAAAGAAAAGUCAAAUGAGUUGGAAAUGGCGCAGCUUAUCAUACGCCAGUUGUCGGAUAAGGCCAAUGUAAACCAAGGCCGCAAUCGGAUAGAGACCUCGACGCAGACGCAAUUUAUGUACGAGCAACAGAUUAGAGACUUACAAGCUAUGGUGCAACAAUUGACGUAUGCCAAAGAAAGGAAUUUAUGAUGGUCACAAAUAUAUUGGCAAAAACAUAGCAAGUGCAUAUGCCAAGUUGGAAAAAUUGACAAUGCGUGAGUAUAAA